Molecule: messenger RNA, 1687 nt
Organism: Paralichthys olivaceus (Japanese flounder)
Lineage: Eukaryota; Metazoa; Chordata; Actinopteri; Pleuronectiformes; Paralichthyidae
Gene: elac1
Product: elaC ribonuclease Z 1
Cellular component (GO): nucleus
Molecular function (GO): 3'-tRNA processing endoribonuclease activity
Source: RefSeq, a predicted model, not a curated record
UCCUCUGCCGUCAUCACAGUGCGACUGUGUUUACACACAUCAUGGCGCUCUCCUGUCCCGGUGCGAGGAUCAUUUAAAAUCUGUUUUCCAGCAAGUUUUCCUGUAACUUUCGGGAGGAUGACCAUGGAUGUGACUUUCCUCGGGACCGGCUCGGCCUACCCGUCCCCUCACCGCGGGGCCUCGGCUCUGGUGCUGCGGACAGAGGGGGAUUGUUGGCUGUUUGACUGCGGGGAGGGGACCCAGACCCAGCUGAUGAGGAGCCAGCUCAGAGCCGGGCGAAUCUCCAAGGUUUUCAUCUCCCACUUGCAUGGAGAUCACCUGUUCGGACUGCCCGGUCUCCUCUGCACCAUCAGCCUCAACACCAACCCCGACCCUCAGCAGAACCUAAACUGUGUGGACAUUUACGGGCCCCGGGGCCUCCGGCACUUUCUCAGGGUGACACUUGGCCUCACGGGGUCACAGCUGCUUUUCCCUUAUUCAGUUCAUGAGCUGGAGCCCACAGCUGACCAGAGUCCAGAGGAGGGACAGCUCAGUCUGGAGAUGACGGCAGAGAGCGGACCUCUGCACCCACAGGAGCGGCCGGGCAGAAUAAUCCCUCUGGACGUCUCCAGUGACUGUUACCUCCUCUUUGAAGACAAGAAGUUUGUGGUCAAAGCGUUCAGGCUGUUCCACCGUGUCCCUUCCUUUGGUUUUUGCAUUCAGGAGCACGAUCGUCCCGGAAGAAUGAAAACUGAAGUGCUGAAGGAACUGGGCCUGAAACCAGGGCCUCUCUACGGCCGUCUCAAAGCUGGAGAGUCUGUAACUUUGGAAAGUGGCCGUGUGGUGCUGCCUACUGACGUGCUGGACGAAUCCAUUCCAGGCAGGAAAGUCUGCAUUUUCGGAGACUGCAGCUCAGUUCUCGGGGAAGGAGCGCUGAGUUUGUGCCAUGGAGCGGACGUUCUGAUUCACGAGGCAACUCUGGGGAACGAGCACCGGGAGAAAGCAGUGGACCACGGACACAGCACGCCUGAGAUGGCAGCGGCGGUGGCGUGUGCCUGCUGUGCGCGAAAGCUGGUGCUGUACCACUUCAGUCAGAGGUACAAACCCAGCUCCCUGCAGAAAGAGGGAGAGGAGGACGAUGUGUCAGAGCUGAAGCGACAGGCUGAAGAGGCUCUGCAGGACAGUGGUGUAGAGGUGACUCUGGCUGAGGACUUUCUGACUCUGCCCAUUCCCCUCAGGAGACCAAGAUAAGGAAUGACCUCUCUCUCUCUCAUCAUGUGGUGAGACUCUGUUGCUCUGUGAUGUGACUCUCAGAAAAACAAUUUGCCAGUUCAUGAUCCAUUAAUGAAAAAAGAAGUCAGGCAUGUUUAGGGGACUGACUUUCCAAGAGUGUGAAAUUUGGUGAAGAUCCAAAUCCUGUAGAUUUAAAUUUGUGCUAUUUUAAGUGCCAUUCUAGAUACAUCAGUACUUAGUCUUUGUGUCUGUUCAUGUGAGCCUGUAAAUACAACCACAUCUUUUCACAACACCUGUGUGAUGACAAAAGAAAGAACAUGCGAUCAUCUCUGAACAUUUUCCAGAGCUUUAUUUCUGGAUCUGUACACAAGGUAUUAAAGUACAACAGAAAAUACAAAAGAAUGUUUAACAAAAGAAAAAAAACAACUCAAUGUUUAUGUACAAUUCUUAUAAACAAUAAAGAUAGCUUCUUGAA